AUGCUGCUGUCCCUUCUCACUAAGCGGCAGUCGCCCGCAACAGCCCGCUACGACUGGAUCCUUGCGAUCACCUUCAUCGCCUACUGCUUCAGCGCUUUCGGUAAUGGAGCCAACGAUGUUGCGAACGCAUACGCUACAUCGGUCGCAGCCCGAACGCUCUCCAUGGUGCAAGUCGGCUUCCUGUCCAUCAUUACCGAGUUCUUCGGUGCCGUCGUCUUGGGCGAGCGCGUCACGGAUACGAUCAAGAAUGGAAUCAUCACAAUCGACCGCUUCGAAGGCCGACCUGGAGUCCUCAUGCUCGCUAUGGGGUGUGCUGAAGUAGGCAGUGCCAGCUGGCUGAUGUUUGCGACCAGCCAGGGCAUGCCAGUGUCAACUACCCAGACAGUCGUCGGAGCCCUGAUCGGUGUAGGCUUCGCCACGCAGGCGCCGAUCCAAUGGGCCUGGGAUUCUGGCAGUGUUUCGCAGGUUGCGGCAUCAUGGGGCAUUGCACCCGUCAUCGCGGGCGCUUUCGCAGCGCUUGUAUUUGGGUUGGUCAAGUACACCGUCCUUGAACGAAAGGAUAGCUUCAAGUGGGCCAUGCGAUUGAUUCCGUGGUACUUUGGCCUUACCGCUGCGAUCCUGGCAUUAUUCAUUGCCAUCGAAGCGCCUGGGUCUGAUAUCGACACUCUUGGGGGCGGGACCAUUGCUGGAAUUAUCUUCGCGGUCUUCUUCGGGAUCACGAUCAUCUGCUACAUCUUCUUCAUGCCAUUCUUUGAACGCAAGCUGAUAAGGAAGGAUACUCGUUUAAGGGUGUGGCAUAUACCAAUGGGACCAUUGCUGCGGAACGACAAUGUCAAACUCUACUUUCCUGGCAAGGGCGAUGAGUAUGUUACCAACUACUAUGAGGAUGCAUAUGGCAAUGUCUCUGCUGGGAAGAAAGACGAAGCCAAAGCCAAGUCGGUGUCGAACAACAGCAGUGACCGUGACUUGGAUCCUGACGCCAUCCACGGUACCGUCGAUGUCGAGAAACGCGACGACAAGGCCGCGCUCCGGGCUGCUGAAGAAGAGCAAGCAAUGAAGCGUGCGAAGUCUGGAUAUGUGCCACCAUAUGAGCGUUGGAUCGUGCCUGUGCAAGGUCUGUGGUGGUCCAACCCGAAGAAGCUGUGGAACUGGACCAAGUUCAUCGUGCUGAGAGGUGUCUCCAUCGACGCCGUCUCUCACGACUCCGAAACACUACGCGAGAUCCAUGCUCACGCCCAUCGCUACGACGUUCGCGUAGAGCACUUGUGGACAUACUGCCAGGUCAUCUCAGCAAUGCUCAUGUCCAUCGCUCACGGCAGUAACGACAUUGCCAACGCCGUCGGCCCAGUCGCAGCAGUCUACCAAACAUACCGCGUCGGAGAAGUCGCGACCGAGUCCUCAACUCCCGUCUGGAUCCUCGUCUUGGGGGGUCUGCUCCUCGGCCUCGGCUUCUGGUUCAUGGGUUACCAUAUCGUGCGUGCCUUGGGUAACAAGAUCACGCAGAUGAGCCCGACUCGUGGUUUCUCCAUUGAGCUCGGUGCGGCUAUCACGGUUCUCAUGGCCUCGAGACUUGGACUUCCAGUCAGCACCACGCAAUGUCUCACUGGAGCUGCUGUGGGAGUGGCGCUCAUGAACUAUGACCUCAAGGCCGUCAAUUGGCGGCAGGUUGUGUUCAUCUUCAUGGGAUGGGUCCUGACCUUGCCAUGUGCUGGUCUGAUUUCAGGGUUGCUCUGUCUCAUGGCUCUGAAUGCGCCUUCGUUCUAA
Messenger RNA from Fulvia fulva, 1764 nucleotides. Its product is annotated as Phosphate-repressible phosphate permease pho-4. The coding region runs from base 1 to 1764 and encodes 587 amino acids. Gene Ontology annotation, cellular component: membrane. Gene Ontology annotation, biological process: phosphate ion transmembrane transport. The record is from RefSeq and is a predicted model, not a curated record. The transcript is spliced from 3 exons. NCBI's taxonomy places the organism in Eukaryota, Fungi, Ascomycota, Dothideomycetes, Mycosphaerellales, Mycosphaerellaceae.